AUGCAGUCUCCUACCAAUACCAUCUCUGUGUUCUUUUACUGCACAAUAUUAGUGGUUUGCUUGAGUCAUCAGAGUGAUGCAAGAGACACCAUCAAUACAAGCCAUCCAUUAAGGGACGACGCGAAUGAAAGUCUCGUAUCAGCUGGAGGAAUAUUUGAACUUGGUUUCUUUACUCCUGGUCCUGGAGGAAACAAGAGAUACGUAGGAAUAUGGUAUCACAAUAUGCCAAGAAGAGUAGUGUGGGUUGCAAAUAGAUAUAAUCCAGUGACUGAUUCUUCGGGAUCGUUUGCCAUUGCAGAAGAUGGCAACCUCAAGGUACUUUCGAAUAGAACUGCUUUCGCCAUAACAGAUCUUAAGAAUGCUGGUGUUAACAGGACGGUGAAGCUAAUGGAUUAUGGAAACUUGAAAUUUUUUGAUGGUCGAUCUCCAUUAUGGCAAAGUUUCGAGCAUCCAACAGAUACAUUUCUUCCCGGUAUGAAAAUGAAUGACAGAAUGUUUUUGGCUUCCUGGUCAAACCCAACUGACCCGGCAUUUGGGGAUUUCAAAUUUCGGAAAGAUCAAGAAUUGUACGUGAUAGAAAAUAGAUCCAAUACUUACUGGAGAAGUGAGUCAGGUAUAUCAAUCAUUAAGAAUAAAAUGCCUGAUGCCGUAGCCUACUUGUUGUCUGGAUUUAACGAAGGACUUGAUGAAAGUAAAUAUCCAUCUUUUGGUAGUCAAGACAACAGAACAAUAUCUUUUGAUUUUACAAGGUCUUCCAAUCGUAAUGUUACAUGGCUUUUCAAUUAUACUGUCUCUGGGCUUCUCAUGAGUUGGACGGGGGAAAUACAAUGGUAUACAUGGUUCGACGGGGAAUGGACCUCUCUAUGGUCUGAGCCCCAAGAUAAGUGCAGUGUCUACAAUUUUUGCGGGAAAUUCAGCAUCUGUGAUAGCAAUCGUGAUCCACAAUGCAAUUGUUUGCCUGGAUAUCAAUCUGUUUCCAAAGUGGAUUCGAAUUAUGGGGAUUACCCUGGAGAUUGCGAAAAGAGGAAGCAAAUUAGACGUGACAACAAUGCCAAUCAAUCCACGUUCUGGAAUUUGCAUUUGACCAAUUUCUGGGCUUCAUUCCUUCCAUUUGAUGAGGCUCGAAAUAAGACAGAAUGCGAAAAGGAGUGCCUGAACAACAGCAAAUGCGUGGCCUAUUACACGUCAGAAAAAGAUAAUGCCAAGCGGACAGGAGAUAGUGAUGUUGUUCCUUCAUGUUUUAUUGGGACAGGAGAUCUUGAAAAUCUUUGUCGGGUGGAUGGUGAGAGUCGCGUCCAGCUCAAUGUACGCGUAGACUUGAAAGCACGAGACUGUAAACCUUGUGAUGACAUUAUGAUACCUUAUCCACUGAGCACCGGGCCAAACUGUGGUGAUCCUUUAUACUCUAGUUUCGACUGUGAUAAAUCCACAGGCAUAUUUCAGUUCCAGACUUUGAGCGGAAACUACUCAGUCCUCAACAUUAAUAAGGAGAAUCGUACAUUUGUUAUUGAAGUGAACACGGAAACUGCUAAUAGCUGUGAUGCUAGAAAUUUGUCAGAACAAAUCGUGAAGCUUAACCAAUCAUCUCCAUUCACCGUGACAAAUGGGUGCUAUAAAAGAAGAAUAGAGAUAAGUUGGAAACCUCCUUUGGAGCCCUCUUGCAAUGUAUCCGGUGACUGUCGAGAUUGGUCCAAUUCAAGUUGCCACGCCAGAGCAAAUGGCAUGAGCAGAUGCUAUUGCGACCAAGAAUAUCAAUGGAAUGGCACAAGUUUAAAUUGUGUCCAAGGGACUGGGAGAUCACUUGCCAGAUGGCUAAAAGAUGUUAUUAUUAUCAUAGCGAUAUUUGCUGCAGUUCUACUAGUUUGUUGCUUUAGCUAUUACUUAUAUAGAAGAAAAAAUAUGACUAGAAGAAAAGGAAGUGGCGAAAACAGUGAAGAGAAUCCAGUGCUUUGGUCGUAUGAGAGUAGUGACAGACAAGUAUCAGAUUUGAUGGAUGAAGAAAACAAGAGUGGUGUCGGUGUUCCUUUCUACAGUUGGGAAAGUAUAUUAGCUGCUACAGAGAACUUCUCAGAUGUACAUAAACUUGGAAGAGGGGGAUUUGGACCUGUUUACAAGGGAAUGUUUCCUGGAGGACAAGAGAUUGCAGUGAAAAGGUAUUCAGUUACGAUUUUCAAGAUUUUAAAUUCAACUUAG
Fraxinus pennsylvanica is the source of this 2193-nucleotide messenger RNA. The record is from the annotation of a GenBank genome assembly. Lineage: Eukaryota; Viridiplantae; Streptophyta; Magnoliopsida; Lamiales; Oleaceae.